Nezara viridula (southern green stink bug) is the source of this 3160-nucleotide messenger RNA. Lineage: Eukaryota; Metazoa; Arthropoda; Insecta; Hemiptera; Pentatomidae. The record is from the annotation of a GenBank genome assembly.
AUGAUGCGAGAGAGCGCUAGUGUAGCUACCAUUGCUGCUCUAUCUGUUGGAAAUAUGCAGGGUUAUUAUGCUACUUACAAUGAUCUACUAAAAGAAAAUUUGCCGAAGCUUUGUGAACAUCUGAGGUUGUGCAACCUCACACCUGAUUUAUACCUUCUUGAUUGGGUGUAUACUGUAUUUGCCAAAGCUAUGAAUAUCGAUCUGGCUUCGAGAGUCUGGGAUGUUUUUCUUCGGGAUGGAGAUGAGUUUAUUUUUCGAACAGCCAUAGGUGUGCUAAAGAUGUGUGAGGAAACACUAAUGACAAUGGAUUUUGUUAGUGGUUCACAAUACCUUACAAGGCUACCUGAUCUCUGUCCAUUGAAGUUAUUUGCAGCUAUAUCAUCUGUGAAAAUGUCGGUUGGAAAGCAAUCUUUUGCCAAUGUACUCCAGUCUUACACCCACAGUGAUUAGUAAGAUGAGAGGGAAGCCUGUACCAUCUGCUACAUCUUUAAAUUUUAGACAAUGCCAUUAAUGUUUCCUUAACUAUUUCAUUACCGCUUGAUUAUUAUUUCAAGUAUUUAUUUAUAUACCUCCAUCCCCUUGCAAUAACAUUUUAGUUGUAUUUAUUGUGCAAUUCAAUAUUAUUUGUAUUAAAAAAGAACAAAAAAACUUUUUUAGUUAUUGGGUAUAAAACCAACUGCAGCCGUCCUGAAAAAUAUAGAAAAAAAUAUUCCUAUCAUUUUAUAUAUUAACUAAAGUUACUACUUUCUUAUAUUGUAUUGUUAUAAUUAUUAAAUUUAUUGAGAUUCAUAAGUAUUGAAUUCUUAUAUAUUUUUACUGUUAAAUUUUUAUCGUACAUUAUAAUUUUGAAUUUUAAAAUUAUUCUUUAAUUGCUAGAGUAGCAAUUAAAAUCCCAUACGUUCUCCAAAUAACUUAAAUUUGGAUUUGUGCCAUUUAAAAGAACGUCCUUAAGAAUUGUGGCCUUAUUUGUAAUUUACCCACUACUCCAUGCAUAUUAUUUUAUUUUGUGAUACUAGUAUGUUAUCCCCACUGACAUUGAUUGAAAUGAUCAGUUCUUUUAAAUUGAUGUGUUAUAAAGUUUAUAUUAUUUGUAAUGUGAUAUUUUAUUUAAUAUUUUAAAUGAAUUUGGAAAUCUUUUCACCACAUACUGGAACCUAAUACUUAAUAAAUUUUUCACUCUUUGUCAGGAAUUUUAAACUGUCAGGGUGCAGCUGAUGAUUAAAUUAUUAUAUCAGCAUAUAAGAUCUGUUUAAGUUAAGUACCUGAAUCAAAUUACCACUGAUUUCAUCUCAAAAGUUUUACUUCGAUAAAUAAGUGGUAAAUGAUUAGAAUUAUUUUAAGUGAUUGCCUAUUAUUAUUAAUAUAUUCUUUAUAUUAAAUAUCUUUACAGAAAAAUAGCUACUGACAAACCAUUUAUGUCCAAGUAGCCUUGAAUAUGACCGAUGCAAGGCCACCUAAAUAUUAGUGAAGUUCACAACUUUAUUAAAGCAUUCUUAAUGUUAAACUAAUUAAAAAUUAAUGUUAAUGCACACAAUAUUUCUGGAAGCUGAAAAAUAUUUAGGUUAUUAAUGCCAUAAAAAAAAAAUAAUAAUUAUUUAAAUUUUACAAUAGGUCAUUAUCAAUAAGUCAGUGGUUUACUAAAUAUCUCCUCUAUGAGAUUGUCAAUAAAUUUUAAAUAUUCAGAUGUACUUUCUUAAAAAAUAAAAUAAAUUCUUAUAUGCUAUAUACUAGCAUAUACUAAUGGAUUUUCUUUUUCAUUAAUUAAAAGGUUUGCCUUCAUAGAAAGUAAAGAGGGAAUAGUUUUAAUUACUGUUAUUGUUCAGAUUUGUUAUUUAUUUAUUUUUCAUAAUAAUAAUAAUAUGCAAUUACUUCUAUUUUUGACAAAUGAUUACGAUAUUUUUCAUAUAGGCCUAUAUAGAUAAUUAAUCUCUAAUUAUAUAUAUUUCUGAUUAUUUUUGUUAUAUAGAUUGUAUUUAUUUAGUUUAGUCUAGGAUUAAGGGUUCUGGAGUUCGAUUCCCCCAAUUAUAUAUCAACUUUUACACCUGUUUUCCCACCAUAAUUAUUUGUUGAAAUAUGUACAAACGGCCUUUCGAAACAUCAUAUUAGAUCUCAUUUAUAACAGACCUAUAGUUUCUUUUAUUCUUUUAUAAAUUAUUUGGUAAAAUUUUGAUAGAUUGUUUGUCACAUGUAGGUUCAUAAUAAUUAGGACCGAGCAAAAUUUUAAAUUAUUUUCUAAAAGCGCCUAUAGUACAAAAAUUUCAAAGAAAUUAGUAAUUGUGCUCUAUAUGACAAUGGAAAUUAAUUCUCUUUUAUCGCUUGUUGAGUUUCUUCAAAUGUAGGAAAACAUAUAUUAGUGUGAAUAUUUCAUCUUUUUUUUUUUCUCUUAAAUAAUAAAAUUGUAAUAUAUUAUAAUUUUACAUAUUAAGAGCUGUGAAUUUUAUGAUUUACAACAAUGUCAAAAGUUGCAUUAAAACGGAUCAAACGAAUUAUCUGAAUAUUCAUAAGAAUUCGGGGAUUUCCUCAAUGAGUACAUUAAUUUGUUAUUAGAGUAAAUCAUUAAUGUAUUUUUUUCUCUUGGGGUUCCUGGUAAUAUAUGUAUAUACAUAUAUAUAUUUGUAUUGUAUCAUGUCAUUAAAACUGUACAUAAUCUCUAAGAAAGUUGAACAAGUUUCUACACUUUUAGGUGUAUUCGGAAAUGUUAUGAGAACAAAAUGACAAUGCAUAAAUUUAUUUUAAUUUUUUUAAUAAGUGUAAUAUUUUGCUCAAUAUUUCUUAAAGUAAACUUUUAAGUUAAUGUAUCAUUAUUAUUAUUAUUAUUAUGAAAUAGAUCAAUCAUCUGUGCCAUAAAGAUUGAGGGUACAGAAAAAUUGUUUAGAAUGAAUGAUAUGUAAUUAUAUUCCUUUAGUUAAGAUUUAAAAAAUCCUAUUGUUCAUAUGUGUAUAUUGUAAUGUCUUAUAAAUUUUUAAAAACAAUUUUUACAGUUUUAUGAAUUCACAUGUUUAUAUAUAUAUAUAUAUAUACAUACAUAUAUAUAUUUGGUUGUUACAAAAGUGAUAUUGUAAAUUAUAAGAUUAUGAUGCAUUUACAUUAAAUGUCACCAAUAAUUGUUGUUUGUAAUCAAAAUAUAAGUCAUAUCUUAAAUUAAUUACUGUUGCUGUUU